Molecule: messenger RNA, 477 nt
Organism: Hyaloscypha bicolor E
Lineage: Eukaryota; Fungi; Ascomycota; Leotiomycetes; Helotiales; Hyaloscyphaceae
Exons: 1
Coding region: 106-441 (111 amino acids)
Source: RefSeq, a predicted model, not a curated record
GUCAAGAUGACUAUCUUUUAUGAAUAUAACGACAACGAGCAAGGCUCCUCCCUAUCUUGGUUUAAUUUCUAGUGUCAGGGUGGGAUCUAAUGAAGGCGUUUGUAAAUGUUUCUCAUUGUCGAGAGACUUCCAUUAACGGUCCCAGCGGCAGUCUUGCUGGGUGUGCCGGCGGAGGGUCUGUCUAUUGAGGGUGCAUGGAGAGUCUCGGCGCUCUCUAUAGCGGUUUUGUUCCCUGAGGAUCUCAUAAGUCGCUAUUUUAGAAGACGUUUGAAUUUCUUGCGUAAUCUGCUUGUCCUAUUUUGCGCGCCUUGCAUUGUCAAAUAUAACUGUUUAAGUUCUGUUACUAACAGAGAUACGGAGGGCUAUAAAUCUAUCUAUCGGCGUGGUUUUAUCUAUAGGUAUAGAUUUAGGACUGUAGAGAGGGGUAGUGUUAGGGCAUAGAAUAUCUUCUAUAAAGAUAACCAGGCAAGAAUCGAG